This is a messenger RNA of Microthlaspi erraticum, 954 nucleotides long. NCBI's taxonomy places the organism in Eukaryota, Viridiplantae, Streptophyta, Magnoliopsida, Brassicales, Brassicaceae. The record is from the annotation of a GenBank genome assembly.
AUGCUGGAGUCCAUAUCAGGCCCUUUAAUUGCCAAAGCUGAUCGUAGUGAAAUGGAGAUCUAUUCACCAGAUGAUUCAAGCCUAGAUCCAACGGAGGCAAUUCUUCUUUUGGGCGGAAUUGAUGGCAGCUCUGAAUCAUGUUUGUCAUCAGUGCAAUCAUAUUUUCCAUCCAGGAAUGUUGUCAAGGCUCAUAGUUCCAUGAGCGGUAUCCGUUCAAAUGCUUCAGUGGCAAAAUCGGAUGGGAAAAUUUACAUUUUUGGAGGUGAUGAUGGCCGUGGCUGGUUCGACACAGCUGAAUCAUAUAACGAGAGUGAUGGGCGGUGGAGCGUGUGCCCUCCCUUGACUGAGCGAAAAGUAAGUUUAGGUGGAGCCUCUUUGGAUGGAAAAAUAUUUGCAAUAGGAGGCGGGAAUGGGAUCGUAUCUUUUUCAGACGUUGAGAUGCUUGAUCCAGAUAUCGGGAAAUGGAUCAAAACAAGGUCAAUGGAGCAGAAGAGAUUUGCAGUUGCAGCCUCGGAGCAUAACGGUUCGAUCUAUGCCGUGGGUGGUUUUGAUGAGAAGGAGUACCUCAACACAGCAGAAAGGUUUGAUCCAAGAGAGCACUCGUGGAUGAGAAUUGCAUCGAUGAAGUCGAGAAGAGGCUGCCAUUCUCUUGUUGUUUUGAACGAGAAACUAUAUGCGAUUGGUGGGUAUGAUGGAUCGGCAAUGGUAUCGAGUGUAGAGGUAUAUGAUCCACGGACAGGGACAUGGACAGCUGGAGAAGCAAUGAAGGAACUGAGAGGAUAUUCAGCAGCCGCAGUGGUUAAAGACUCAAUCUAUGUCAUCGGAGGAUACAAAGGGGAAGGAGAAGACAUCUUAGACACCGUUGAGUGUUUCAAGGAAGGUCAAGGGUGGAAAAACGUGGCUGCUUCAUCCAUCGGUAGGCGUUGCUUCCUAUCCGCAGUAGUGCCAGUUUGA